AUGCUGCGAAUCCUCUGCCUCCACGGAUACACCCAGAACGCUUCCGUCCUCCGCAAACGGACAGGCGUCCUGCGCAAGGACCUGAAGAGCCUUGCCGAGCUCGUGUACGUCUCUGCUCCGUUCGAGGUUGCCCAAGCUCCUUCGUUCAAUCCGCAGGUAUUCCGGCCUCCACCCACUGAAGACGAGAAGCAGUGCACCUGGUGGAGGGCCAAUUCUGAGGGUACCUUCUACGAGGGAUAUGAGGAAACCAUCGAGUAUUUGAAAUCGUUCUGGCAGGAGCAUGGCCCCUUUGACGGCAUCUUGGGAUUCAGUCAAGGCGCUGCGCUGGUGCCCUUGAUAUCGUACGAGCUCCUGCAGGCUGGUCUCGCUCCCCGAUUUGUGGUCAUAUUCUCAGGGUUUCGAUCGCGCUCGACGCAGCACCAGCAGAUGCUCGUCGAGCACAGCAUCUCGAUCCCGUCGCUGCAUGUCAUUGGCAAGAGCGACGCCCUGAUUGUCCCGUCGCGAUCGGAGGAGCUCUCUCGGGUGUUCCAUGACCCCAAGGUCGUCUUUCACGAGGGCGGUCACUUUAUUCCCACGGAUGCCGACCAGAGAGCCAUCUACAAGGAAUUCAUCGGCCAGUUUGCCACCAAGAGUUUGCUGUGA
Polychytrium aggregatum is the source of this 642-nucleotide messenger RNA. RefSeq names its product alpha/beta hydrolase family protein. Lineage: Eukaryota; Fungi; Chytridiomycota; Chytridiomycetes; Polychytriales. The transcript has 6 exons. The coding region runs from base 1 to 642 and encodes 213 amino acids. Gene Ontology annotation, cellular component: cytoplasm; nucleus. The record is from RefSeq and is a predicted model, not a curated record.